UACUCUGGCGCGAAGCGUCAUCAGACUCUCCCCGAACCCAGGUCUGUCCUUUCCCGUGCAAAGCUGAGUAUGCCCACCACAUGCACAGGCAUUGUGGUCAGUGUUGGGGGGUAGAUGUACAUGUGCGACGACGUAGACUAGGCUGUGCGGACAUAUAUCGGUGCGGUGUCGAAACAACAAGCCCUGGCGGUCACGGGACCCGCAGCAUCAGUUGACGCUCGCCUGACGGAAGGCGCUUCCGGCAAAAUCGCAGUCGUCAUCUGGGCAAAGUUGCGAAUACCAUUGCCUGUCAGUUGGGAUUGCAACAUCAUUUCUGUUGGAGCUCUACUUUGCCUGGAGUUACUGAUUGGCGGGAGACGAUUCCGAAGCUUGAGCGGAGUAAACUGUAAAGGAGCUGAGCCUGACGAGGAAAGGAGUAUGGAGAGCCACCACCGUGGAGAAGGCAUUGUAUUCAAUGUCAGCUUGCAAGGCACUAUCAUGUGUCUGAAGGACAGUGACUGUGGCUCUUUGGAGUUCUGCUGUCCUGACGGGCAGAAUGGAUCAAUGUGUUGCGAGCGAUCGGCGUCCGUACGGGCACUCUGGAUCAUGGGAGUGUUUCUGUGCAUCGCCAUCAUGCUCUGCCUGGCCAUACUGGUCAGAAGCCGCACGCGCUACCUACGCUGCGGUCGUAGCCAUGACGAUCACGGACCGCACCAGCAGCAGGCCACGGCCAGCACUUGGUCGCCAGUGCUGACUACGCUGCGAGAGCUACCGCCACCGUACAGCACUAAGCCGCUAUCGUCGCGAGAGCUGCUCUCGUUGCAGCGGCAGGCCAUGCGGUACCGAGCGCAGGCACAGCAAAGUUUAGCGCCGGUCACUGAGAGUAUGCUGGCCGAGUUUGAGCAGCUGAACACGGACACAGAGCAGCAGUCGCAACAGCAACACAUGCUGCCCUGCUACCAUGACGUUACGCAGCCAAUUAUGGAGGAGCCGUCAGUGGAGAUGAUGCGGCGAGUGUCGCCGAUACCGAACCUGGAUGAAGAUGAACUUGUGUACCAGUCAGAUUCAACAAGUGACGACUCCGAGGUGGAGCAGGGCCGUCUGAAGUAUGCGUCGUAUGCAUCCGCGGCUGCACGCAAUUGCAAGCUAAGAAUGACCCCACUGCCACCGCCACCACCGAUGACCGGCGGCAGCAAGUCAAUGUCACGUAGUUACGACGCUGGUAUACACAAUGUGCCACACAAAUUGGGAUCAGCGUCGUCUGGAGCAAUGGCAGCGGCCGCAUCGUCAGCAAAGCCGUGCAGCGGCGGUGAGACGAUAGAGAGGCCGCGGCCGUUUUCCAGAUCCACGUCCGUAUCGCCCGACAUCCGUCACAUGUACACACUGGCUGCCCCUGGCGAGACUCAUCUCACACUGCUGCCACCCCCGCCACAGCAUCGGCUGGGAUGUCCACCUCGGCGAAACCGCUCCUGGAGCUCAUCGGCUGCCCCGUCGCCACUUCAGUACUUCUUGCUGGACGACAGUCCGAAUCCUCUUGUUAUGCCGUCAAGACCAUACACGUCAAUGGACCUCAGACCCCUACCUGGGUAUACUGCCGAGCCACCACCGGCCAGUGCAAUGCGUCCUCACAGCUCACUGGGACACACAUCAGUUAGAACUCCUCUGAACUUUUCUCUCCAGCGUGCUCACCACAGUUUCGACAAUAUUGGUGCCGCCACUGAUCCAGCAUCUCUCACAUAGUGGAGAAGUAAAGAGAUUGAUUCUUACCAGCCUCAGUAUCCAUUGCCGUAUAUGGUCGCACCGUACUGUGGUGAGUGACGAAGGCCAGGACCUCUGCAUCUGUCAGCACACGUGCUGAUGAUGUCACCAUGAUGUCAUUUCUGAUGUCAUGAUUUCUUAUAAUACCUAAUGAUGUAAUCAUGACAUCAUACCGAUGCCUGUGAUGUACAGUGGAUCAGUGCAUAGGACAACGGACGCCUUCAACGCAGUGAGUAACUCUUUGCCGCCGCUGUAGAGUGACGAUGGCUCAGCUAGUCCAUGGAUUGCCAGCAACCCGUGCGGCAAGAGCUGAGAGCAAUGCAGAUCAGCUCAUUUUAUCACAGCACGGCCUGAUAGCCAUGACAACAAGUUAUAGUACAUCUGUGGUGGCACGAUGACUGUGAGUAACAUGCCCUGCCGAUGAUGCGGAGGCUUUAACUCAUCUACAUGUUGAACAGGAGCACAUUGAGUCUUGAGUCUUUUCUACAAUAUUAUCAUACAUGUUGACAAAUAAAUGAUGCUUGCUGCACAAUCCAUCCUUCUUGUUGCUACAUUGAGUCUUGCUGAACAAUAGGAACAUAUUAAACUUUAUGGCAUUGCAAACGCCAACUCAUGAGGCCUUGUCAGUGCAAGAUUGGCAUUGUCCCCAUUGGGUGGUCCGAUGCAGCAUAAGCACUAAUGAUGGUCUCGAUCUUCUGUCCUGAUGGUACCUAAACCAUCUACAGCUUCUGCAGUGACGACUUUCUCUUUCCCUCCUACAACUCUUCCAUCACGAUGCCGGUCUCUUAGCGUUGUCUUCAGCUUUGUCAAUGGUCUCUAACUUAGUCUAUAAGUCAUUCUCCCAUAAUGUGCUGAGUUAGUAGUCUGUAGAUCAGGGAGUCAUGUGACUUCCUUUGUUGACUCUUGAUGUUUAUGUAGUGCUGUCUGAAAUGGUGAAAACUACAAUAUCAACAUGA
Messenger RNA from Sycon ciliatum, 2693 nucleotides. RefSeq lists its product as uncharacterized. The coding region runs from base 418 to 1719 and encodes 433 amino acids. NCBI's taxonomy places the organism in Eukaryota, Metazoa, Porifera, Calcarea, Leucosolenida, Sycettidae. The transcript is spliced from 3 exons. The record is from RefSeq and is a predicted model, not a curated record.